Molecule: messenger RNA, 876 nt
Organism: Paramecium tetraurelia
Lineage: Eukaryota; Ciliophora; Oligohymenophorea; Peniculida; Parameciidae
Exons: 3
Biological process (GO): mitotic DNA damage checkpoint signaling; protein phosphorylation
Cellular component (GO): cytoplasm; nucleus
Molecular function (GO): protein serine/threonine kinase activity; ATP binding
Source: RefSeq, a predicted model, not a curated record
AAUUAUUGUGAAUAAACAAUGUAAAUGGGGAACAAAGUUUUUGUUUUUACAUAACAAGAUUUCUAAAAAUGUUUUGUUGUCAAUUUAAACCCUCCCCUAGGCUAAGGACAUGAUGCAAGAGUCUAUUUGGCUAUGCAUAAGAAGACAGGUGAAAUAUCAUAUCAUAAAUCUCUAGCGAACGAAAUACAAAUACUUAAGCGCAUUGAUAAUCCAGGAACAGUUUUACUGAAGGGACAUUCUGAGGAUUAUACUUGUGUUCUUUUGGAGUACAUGCCUAAUGAGACAUUUUUAAAGAUCCUAAAAAAGGGACCUUUUCCAUUUCCUUUAGCAAAGACUUUGUCUGGCUACCUAAUUAAGGUAUUGGGAACCCUUCAUACUGAUGGGAUUGCUCAUUGCGACAUAAAACCGGAGAACAUUUUGAUUGCUGCUGACUAUAAUCUAAAACUGUGUGAUUUUGGAUUUGCCAGAGUCUCAAAUUAAAAUUUAAGACCUGCUGGUGGUACUCCAGGAUACACUGCACCUGAAUUGUAUGUGAAUGAGACAAUUAAUUUUUUUAAAUGUGACAUCUUUGCGUUGGGAGUAGUAUUGUUUAUAAUAGCGAUGGGAUUCCCUCCAUUUUAAACGAAUGAUCCAAAUUCAAGAGAUGGGUGGUGGGCGUUAAUCUAUAAUAAAUAAUAUGAAUUAUUCUGGAGCAAAUGCGAAGGUUUUAGAUAACAACAAUUUCCUAAAGAAUUUAAGACGAUGAUUAUGUCUAUGUUGGAGAUUGAUCCCGAUAAGAGGAUAUCUUUAGACAAGUUGCUGGAACAUGAAUUCCUUGUGGAUGGAGCAACUGAGGAGGAAGUAUUAAUGGAGAUACAGAAGAGGGUGAAGGAAUGA